Aphis gossypii (cotton aphid) is the source of this 1449-nucleotide messenger RNA. RefSeq names its product sorting nexin-12 (gene Snx3). Gene Ontology annotation, cellular component: retromer complex; early endosome membrane. Gene Ontology annotation, molecular function: phosphatidylinositol-3-phosphate binding. Lineage: Eukaryota; Metazoa; Arthropoda; Insecta; Hemiptera; Aphididae. The coding region runs from base 523 to 1011 and encodes 162 amino acids. The transcript is spliced from 4 exons. Gene Ontology annotation, biological process: late endosome to Golgi transport; endocytic recycling. The record is from RefSeq and is a predicted model, not a curated record.
GACAGUGGUCAGUGGUCGUGUUUGAGAAUUCACAGAUCUUAUUAUUUGUUUCUGUAAGUCGCAAACCCAUUAUCAUCAUCAUUCAACGCCUAUAGCUGAUCGUCCCGACUUAACAAAAUUUAGUCUAUUAUUAUUAUUAUUAUUGAUGCGAAUUAUAUUGUGUGUUGUUAUACAAAUGAUAUUUUAAUAUUGUAAAUCGAUUGUUGCGUUAUCACGUCAUAGGUCGUCGACAUAGCCGACAAGAAUUCUUCGGAUCAACAGGAAAUACCAAUUAUUGUGCGAUCGUUUUUUUUCAUUUCUGGUUUUUUUUUUGUUUAUUCAAGUCUGCCGGUUUCUGUCGUUACGUCAUCGAUAACUGCUUCUGUUCUGGUGUACCAGUACCAAGGACGCCUAGAUACUCCUCCAUCACGCUAAAUAAUAAAAAUAAAAAUACAUUUUUUGCUCAUAUCUCGCAAGUACGGUCGCAACUCAACGUUUGGUUGACCGCCGUGUAAGGGACGGCCAUAAUAAUAAAAGAAAACAAUGGUCGACACAGCUGAAGCUACCAGACGAUUGAACGUCAAGAAGCAAACUUUGGACGAUGCGUAUGCGGCUCCAGCCAAUUUCUUGGAAAUUGAUAUACUGAAUCCUAUAACUCACGGUGUAGCCAAAAAACGCUACACCGAUUACGAAGUUCGAAUGAGAACAAACUUGCCAGUGUUUAAGGUCAAAGAAUCCAGUGUCCGUAGACGUUACAGUGAUUUUGAAUGGUUGCGCAAUGAACUAGAAAGAGACAGUAAGAUUGUUGUACCUCCUUUGCCCGGUAAGGCAUGGAAAAGACAAAUGCCAUUCCGAAAUGAUGAUGGUAUAUUUGAGGAAGAAUUUAUUGAAGAACGGCGAAAGGGCCUUGAAGUUUUUAUAAACAAAAUUGCUGGUCAUCCAUUGGCACAAAAUGAAAGAUGUCUACACAUAUUCCUACAAGAACCAGUAAUUGAUAAAAGUUAUGUGCCAGGUAAAAUCAGAAAUACUUAAGUUAGAAUUAGUCAUCAUCUCCACCGAUUAUGCCUCUAAAUGUUAUUUUAAUUUCACCAAUGAAUUCUAUACAAUUUUCAAAAUUUUGUUCGACAAUACCCUAAAAUAAUAUAUAUUAUAUUUUUUUUUUAUUAGCAAUUAUUAAUAUUUUUAAUAAUCAUUAUUGUCAUUUAUAUUUUAUUUUUAUUUUGAAAAUCUCAUUGUACUCAACCCUUUAUUUUAGAAUUAUGUUACAACAUCCCUAAAUGGAAUUAUGUUAUUUUAGUGUCUGAAUUACAGGUAUGUUUAUUGUUUAUUGGUUAUUAAUAUAUUUUAAUAUAAGUUUAGGAACAUACCUAAUAAAUUUAAUUAUGAAGAAAUAUAUACAUAAUAUUAUUAUUAUUAUUGUAUUAAAUAAAUUAUAAAAAAAUAAAUAAAUCAUUUAUAUUAUAUAAAAUA